AUGUUAAUCGGCUCUGGUAUAGCGGAAUCAGUUGAAAUUAACAUCUGCUUGGACGAGCAAGAGUCCCCAUAUGUUAUAUAUGUUGAGGGUAUUCCAUUUGAAGUAGAUUUCACAUGCGAUGUUGUUAUUCCAUGUGAAGCAAUUGGCAGAAAUGAUAUAUCCCCGGCAAAUAUGUCAUUUAAGGCAGAUGACAUGUUAGCUGUUGAUAUUUCAUCCAAUGCGGAUGUUUUUGAUAGCAUGUUGGCUACAGAUACUCAAAUCUAUGCUGGUAGUGCAGUUGAUAAAGUUUUCAUGAUUAAUCAGGAAGUCAAAUAUGAUGCGGAGAUUGCAGAGGGCUUGUUGGUCGCGGAUAAGUUAUCUUAUAAAGAUAUACGGUUAAACGAUACCACAGAUGACGUAUUGGCUACGGGUAGUGAAUUUAAUGCUGAUGUCAGGGAUGUCUUGUUCGUUUCGGAUAUAACAAAUAAUGAGGAUUUCACAACUGAUAUUGAUAUAUCUGAUGGUGCGGUUUUUGUUGAUCAGUACAUUCCUGAUUGGCAUACUCAAUGUAUUGACAAGUUUGUUGCGUCUAACGUAAGUAGCAUUGAUAAUAGUGACAGCUGUUUGCAAAUGGAGGUUUAUCAGUUUGACUCAGACGACGCGGAUUUAAAAUUCGGAAUAACGCCACUUUGCGGCAAGAUGACAUGUGACUACACUGGAAAAAAUUUUGAGCUGCUAAAAAAUCUUUUCGGUAACACGAAAGUACAAGAACAAUCUUUCAAAAAUUUAACGGAAAAACUAACGGAUCAUUUCCAGUCGAAACGACAUGUGGUCGCUGCACGUUACGAUUUUUUCAAAAGGGAAAUGAAGCCACAUCAAUCAUACAGAGAGUGGGUAGCCGAUCUCCGCGGAUUGGCAAGAGAGUGUAACUUUUCGUGCUCAGCCCAGAAUUGUUUACACAAUUUCGUGGAUGAUAUGAUUCGUGACCAAAUUAUUAUACGUACACCUCACGAUGCAGUGCGCACGGCUGCGUUCCAAAAGCCCCAGCCGACACUUGCUGAUGUUUUGCAGAUUGCAGAAUUGUACGAAACAACCACUAAAACGGUGGCAACAAUUAAAGAACAAACGAUCGAAAACUCAAUGCCUGUUAAUUCAGUUGUAAAAUUCAAAUCAUGUUCUGGCUGUGGAAACUCUCAUGCAAGAGAAAACUGUAAAUUUAGAAAUGCUGUUUGCAAUAGAUGUAGCAAAAUUGGACAUAUUGCGCCAGUGUGCAUGUCAAAACAAAACAAGAACAACAAACGUAAUUCAGGUGAUGAAAACAAGAAGAAAGAUUACCGUCGUAAAAGUCACAACAUUGGUACUGUAGAAACAAUUAACAGUUUAACAGGUAUUGUAAAAACUGAAAGCAAUAAGAAUUACAUUGACUUGGAAAUUUGUAAUAAAAUUGUGUCUUUCCAAAUGGAUUCUGGUGCAACAGUUUCUUUAAUAAAUAAGCGAACAUUCAAAACUCUAAAUUGCCCAAAGUUGCAAAAUUGUACAAAAACCUUAUUUGGUUUUGGCAAAAAUGAAAUUCCAGUGCUUGGUGAACUUUGCGUAGAUAUCAAAUGUGGCGGAAAAGAAAGGGAAGUGGUAAUCGUUGUCGUGGAUGUCGAAAACUGUAACAAUUUAUUCGGUUUCGAUUUAUUUAAAGAAUUCGGCCGACAAAUUCCAUUUUCGCAAAUGUCACUUUUCAAGAAAGAAGUCGAUCGAUUGACAAAUGCGGGUAUUUGGAAACCUGUGAAGUUUUCCCAAUGGGCUUCGCCUAUUGUACUAGCGCCAAAAGCUGAUGGUUCCAUAAGAAUUUGUGGGGAUUUUAAACAAGCAGUCAAUGCGCAAAUUGACAUUGAACAAUAUCCUUUGCCCAUACGCGAAAGUCUUUUCCAUAAAAUUAAUUGCGGUCAACAUUUUACAAAAAUCGACCUUAAGGACGCGUAUUUACAAAUGGAACUCGACGAUGAAGCAAAAACAAUAAUGGUUGUCAACACUCCACUUGGGUUAUUCCAAUACCAACGUUUACCGUUUGGGAUUGCAAGCGCUCCAGCUAUAUUCCAAAGAUAUCUUGAGCAGUUACUUCAAGGCGUAGAAGGUUGUGGAAAUUAUCUCGAUGACAUCAUCAUCUCCGCACCUACAUUUCAACAACACAUCAGCCGCCUAGAACAAGUACUUCGUAUUUUGCAACAAAAUGGUAUAUUGCCAGAUGAGUCAGGACUAAAAGCAGUCAAAAACCUGCAGCCGCCUAAAGAUCUAAAGCAAGCAGAAGCAUUCAUGGGUAAGGUAAACUAUUACCAUAAUUUUAUACCUAAUUUUUCGCAAUUAUCCGCGCCAAUCAACAUGCUGCGCCGAAAAAAUGUAAAAUUCACAUGGGGUACAGCACAACAACAAGCAUUUAUAGCUCUUAAAACGCAUAUUCUCAAUGCAGCGCAAUUAGCACAUUAUCAGGAAGAUUUACCGUUGGUUCUAGCUACAGAUGCCUCCUCCUAUGGCAUAGGAGUCGUGCUCUCGCAUACGUACGUUGACGGUACAGAAAGGCCUAUUGCUUUUGCAUCUAAAACUCUCGACAUUCAUCAACGACGAUAUAGUCAGAUAGAGAAGGAAGGGCUAGCUAUCGUUUUUGGAGUCAAGCGUUUCCAUCAAUAUUUAUACGGAAGAAGAUUCACCUUGGUUACUGACCACAAACCUCUUGUUAGCAUUUUUAAUCCAAUUCAUCAGUUGCCGUCGAUGACGUCACAUCGUUUACAGCGAUGGGCUAUUAUACUAAUGGCUUAUCAGUAUGAUGUUCGGUAUCGUAAAACUACUGAGCAUGGAUAUGCCGAUGCUUUAUCUCGUUUACCUGUUGGUGAAGAUAAAACUUUUGAUCAUGAAGAAUCCUGUUUCAACAUCAAUGAACUUAACACACCUAUCGACGCUGAAAUAAUUCGUCAGCAUGCCAAAAAUGACCCAAUUCUUCGCCGAGUUUAUUUUCUCGUUACAAACGGUUGGCCUGAAAAGCUAAUGCCUCAAGAUGCUGAUCUUCGAUCAUUUUUCAAUCAUCGCUUUGCUUUAAUACUUAACAACGAUUUGCUUUGCCUCCAGACGGAGUACAACCGGGUUGUCAUUCCAGCCUCCCUUAAGCAGAAAGUUCUUAAACUUCUUCAUGAUGGUCAUUGGGGAGUAUCGAGAAUGAAACAGCUAGCUCGACAACAUGUCUGGUGGACUAAUAUUGACAAAGACAUCGCACAAUUAACUGAAAAUUGUGAUGUGUGCAAAAUUGCAAAUCCUGUUCACGCACGUGAAUACUUAAGCUGGCCUGAAGCUGAUCGACCUUGGGAGAGAGUACAUAUCGACUUUGCUGGUCCAUUUUGUAAUUCAAUGUGGCUAAUUUGUGUCGACGCUUUCUCACAAUUUCCGUUCGUUGUACAACUAUCUACAACAACAACGGUUGACACCAUAUCAGCAUUGUCUUCUAUAUUUUCUCUGGAAGGUAUACCAGAAACCAUCGUAAGUGACAAUGGUCCGCAAUUUACAGCUGAAGCAUUCAAACAUUUUUGCUCAAAACUUGGCAUCAAACAUAUAACAACAGCGCCGUUUCAUCCAGCCUCAAACGGGUUAGCCGAACGAUUCGUCAGAUCUUUUAAAACUGCUGUUCAGAAAAACAUUGACGAUGGAUUGUCUCUCAAAUUCGCUGUAUCAAAAUACCUUGCAACAUAUCGUGCAAUGCCGAAUGCUGAAGGUAAAUCACCUGCGGAACUUUUACAUGGAAGGCCUGUUCGUACCUUGUUGAGUCAACUGUUUGAAUCGCCUAGGAAGCACCUUGAAGCUUCGAAACGGAAAAUGAAAUUCAGUCUAAAGCAACCCGUCUUCGCUCGAAACUACGCAAGAGGGGAAAAAUGGAUAAAAGGAGUUAUUGUGAAACAACUUGGUAAAAUGGUUUACCGAGUGAACACAUCUUUUGGUUACAUCAAACGUCAUGUUAAUCAGCUUAAAACUAGAAGUAGCUCUGACCUCUCUUCACAACCAAUUUUUGAAUUCGCUCCAAAUUUCAUCAAUGCCACACCGCCUUCAUCUAGCCAAUCAACAUUAAUGCCUAGUGAAGAACGUUCUACCGAAGUAGUUCAACUUCGAAAAAGUUGUCGUAUUCGGAAGGAUGUAAAUCGAUUUGAAUCCGACGAUUUCAGGAAAACUUAA
Molecule: messenger RNA, 4182 nt
Organism: Teleopsis dalmanni
Lineage: Eukaryota; Metazoa; Arthropoda; Insecta; Diptera; Diopsidae
Exons: 6
Coding region: 1-4182 (1393 amino acids)
Biological process (GO): DNA integration
Molecular function (GO): nucleic acid binding
Source: RefSeq, a predicted model, not a curated record